Messenger RNA from Aspergillus saccharolyticus JOP 1030-1, 1569 nucleotides. RefSeq names its product sugar porter family MFS transporter. The coding region runs from base 1 to 1569 and encodes 522 amino acids. Gene Ontology annotation, molecular function: carbohydrate:proton symporter activity. Gene Ontology annotation, cellular component: membrane. The record is from RefSeq and is a predicted model, not a curated record. The transcript has 7 exons. NCBI's taxonomy places the organism in Eukaryota, Fungi, Ascomycota, Eurotiomycetes, Eurotiales, Aspergillaceae. Gene Ontology annotation, biological process: transmembrane transport; carbohydrate transport.
AUGUUUCGUAUUACAAACAUCUACGUUCUCGCCGCGUUUGGCACCAUCGGUGGUGCAUUGUUCGGCUUCGAUGUCAGUUCCAUGAGUGCUUGGAUUGGGACCGACCAAUAUCUCGACUAUUUCAAUUAUCCAGACAGUAAUCUGCAAGGAGGGAUUACUGCAUCCAUGUCCGCUGGUUCUUUCGCCGGUGCACUUGCGGCGGGUUUCCUUUCCGAUCGAAUUGGCCGUCGGUAUUCCCUCCUUGUCGCCUGCUGUAUCUGGAUUGUCGGAGCCGCCCUACAGUGUUCUGCGCAGAACGUUGCUCAUUUGGUUGUUGGUCGGGUGGUCAGUGGACUAGCUGUUGGUAUUACUUCCUCGCAGGUUUGCGUCUACCUCGCUGAGCUGGCCCCUGCCCGGAUCCGCGGUCGGAUCGUGGGUAUCCAACAAUGGGCGAUUGAAUGGGGCAUGCUUAUUAUGUAUUUGAUCAGCUACGGCUGUGGGCAGGGGAUUUCCGGCCCUGCUUCUUUCCGCGUCGCUUGGGGCAUUCAAGGAAUUCCUGCCUUGAUUCUGCUUGCCGCUUUGCCUUUCUUCCCGGAGUCGCCCCGAUGGUUGGCCAGCAAGGAACGGUGGGAAGAAGCGUUGGAUACCUUGGCUGCGAUCCACGCCAAGGGCGACCGCGAUGAUCCCGUGGUCCAGGCGGAGUACGAGGAAGUGCAAGAGGCGGUGCGGGUGGCCCAGGAGGCCAAGGACGUGUCAUUCUUGGCUUUGUUUGGCCCGAAAAUCUGGAAGCGGACUUUGUGCGGAGUGAGUGCCCAGGUCUGGCAGCAAUUGCUCGGAGGCAACGUGGCUAUGUACUAUGUAGUCUAUGUCUUUGACAUGGCUGGAAUGGAAUGCCAAAAAGCUAACGAGAAACAGAGCGGCAACACUACGCUCUAUUCGUCCGCCAUUCAAUAUGUGAUCUUCCUCGUGACCACCGGCAUCAUUCUGCCCUUUAUUGACCGGAUCGGUCGACGGCCGUUAUUGAUGACGGGGUCCAUCCUGUGCAUGGCCCUCCACUUUGCUACGGCAGGCAUCAUGGCCAGCUACGGCCACCACGUCGAUUCUGUGGCUGGAAACUCCAACCUGAAGUGGUCGAUUACCGGUGCACCGGGCAAAGGUGUCAUCGCGUGCUCCUACAUCUUCGUCGGUGUCUACGGUCUCACCUGGGCUCCUGCAGGAUGGAUCUACGCCUCGGAGGUGUUCCCGCUCAAGUACCGAGCCAAGGGGGUGGGGUUAUCGGCAGCAGGCAACUGGAUCUUCAACUUCGCGCUGGCCUACUUUGUGUCGCCGGCGUUCACGAACAUCCAGUGGAAGACAUACAUCAUCUUUGGGACGUUCUGCACCGUGAUGACCGUGCACAUUUUCUUCACCUAUCCGGAGACUGCGGGUCGCUCUCUGGAGGACAUUGAUCUGAUGUUUGAUGCGAAUCUGCCGGCUUGGAAGACGUCGCGGCUGCCCGACCGAUUUGGCGAGGAGGUUGAGCACCAGCGACACAAGACUGGGGGGGAGGGGGAGAAGGGUGUGGAGACGGCACAUGAUGAGAUGGUCUGA